AUGGCCAACUAUGGGCACCUGUGGUCUCGGCGCAACUGUGGGCGUGCUGAAUGGGACACCACGCUCCUGGCCAACAGCAGGCAGUGCCCGACCUGCAAUCGGCAGUUCAAGCUACACAAGUUAAAGUACGGUGAUGAUGGUGACAAGUCUGGCGUCAAGGGUGGCAAAGGCAAAGACACUUCCAAUGAUGGCUCUUCCCAGGUCUCGCUUCUGCGGCUCACGAUCCAGAACACCGAGGACCAGCAGAUGAAGAAGACGCUCCAGGCGAGAUUCGACCAGCUGCCCCCGCCGACAGCAAGCGUCCUGACGGACGCGUCGCAUGCGGCUGCAGAAGCUGUGCGACGUGCUGUCAGUGUGUGGAGGGAUGCAGACCACAAGCGCUCCCAGGAGGUGGGCAAUGUGGUCAGGCUCCAGCAGGCGCUCACCACAGCGCAGGAGAAGGCUGCAGCGGCGGGGCUGGUGCUGGCCCAGGCGGCGCGGGCCAAGACGCAGGCCAUGGCAGCCAUGGCGGCGGCCGAGGGCCUUGCGCCGGCGGCAGCCGCAGGCAGGCCAGGCGCGGCCUCGCCCAAGUUCGAGCUGAAGGAGGCCGAGCGCACCGACGUGCGCAAGCUGCAGGCAGACCUGACGGCGCUGCCGGCGCUCCUCAGCACGAAGGAGUCCGAGGUGAACAGCAUGCUGUCCACGGCUGCGGAGGUGCGCGCGGCAGUGCAGAACAGGAUGGCCAAGAAGCGUAGAGUUGUCGAGGGCGAGGCUGGCAACGACGAGGCAGCGGCUCCCGCCACGGCGCCUGCAGCGGCGCCCACUAGCGGUGGAGCAGAUGCCUCGAGCAAGGGCGAUGGCGUGAGCCAGGCCGUCGAUACCGAGGAUGACGAGAAGCUCCGCGAAGCCGCCGAGAAGCUGACGGAGGACAAGCGCGAGGCUCCGGAGAAGCUGCUCGAGGAGCAGAAGCAGAACGCGGCGCAGCCCAUUGGCAAGGGCAAGGGCACGCAGCCACCCACCACAAGCAAAGGCGAGCCUGGGGCAGGAGGUGCCAAGCCGGCCAAGGCUGCCAAAUGA
This is a messenger RNA of Prorocentrum cordatum, 1056 nucleotides long. The record is from the annotation of a GenBank genome assembly. NCBI's taxonomy places the organism in Eukaryota, Dinophyceae, Prorocentrales, Prorocentraceae.